Caenorhabditis angaria is the source of this 1160-nucleotide messenger RNA. The record is from the annotation of a GenBank genome assembly. NCBI's taxonomy places the organism in Eukaryota, Metazoa, Nematoda, Chromadorea, Rhabditida, Rhabditidae.
AUGUGCGAAUAUCACGAUGUUUUUCUUGCAAAUGAUUCAAUCUAUUUUAUUUUGAGUCAUAUUUUCUCAACCAUCGGACUUCCAAUUCAAAUUUUCGGAUUCUAUUGUAUAAUCAAGAUAACACCAAAAGAAAUGACGUCUAUCAAAUUUAGCAUGCUUCUUUUGCAUAUCAGUUGUUUUUUAUCAGAUUCAAUUUUUGGAGAUCUUGCUAUUCCAGUAAUAUUUUUACCGUACUUUUGUGGGUAUUCAAUUGGAAUUCUGAAUUAUUUUGGAGUUCCAACUUGGAUUCAACUUUAUAUCGGUGUAACAGCUUCAACAAGUGAGAGAUUUUUGGGGAUCCUCGUAGUAAAAUUUAAAAAAAUUCAAACAAUCAAGUUUAAUUUCUUCGAGUUUCAGCUGUCAUUUUAUCAAUUGUCAUAUUUUUUGAGAAUCGUUUUCACAAAAUGGCUUAUUUGACUUAUUCCCAAAAACGCUUCAAUUGUCGUGUCAUUUUAUAUUUGUUUCAAUAUAUUUGGGCUUUCACAUUUUUGAUACCAGUUUUUAUAAAUAAACCGGAUGAUGAAUAUUCGAGAAAUUAUUUCAGAAAUGUUCGGAUUCCCUUGAGAAUGAUUCAUUCAUAAAUAAUUUUUUUAUAGAAUGAACUUUCCUGCGUUUACGAUAAAUUCAAAAAUAAUCCAAAUUUUAUGUGUCUCACAAUUGAUACCACUUUACUCGCCGCACUUGUUGGUUUCAUUUAUUCUAUGAAUUCUUUCCAAUUGUUCUUCUAUUUUUUAAUGACUCAUUAUAUAUUGGAGAAACGUCGAGAAACGCUGUCCAACUCUACUUAUAUUCUUCAAAAAAAGUUUUUCAGAAAAUUAUUAUUACAAAUUUUCGUUCCAUUUGUAUUCGUGUUUGUUCCAUUUAGUUAUCUAACUUUUGCGAUGAUUUUCAAAUAUUUCAAUCAAUGUACAGUGAAAAAUUGAAAUAUAUCGGAAAGAUUCAUUUUUGCAGUGAUCAAUAAUUUGAUAAUGUUUCUGAUUGGAAUACACGGAAUGUUGGCUACAAUUGUUAUGAUAUUUAUUCAUAUACCUUAUCGGAAAUUUCUAUUUGCAUUAUUCACUUUACAGAAAAAAUCGGAUCACAAGAAGAAUAUUUCAAUUGCUCCCACUGUUGUUUAUUGA